Messenger RNA from Ruditapes philippinarum (Manila clam), 2217 nucleotides. Its product is annotated as eukaryotic translation initiation factor 5A-like. Gene Ontology annotation, molecular function: RNA binding; translation elongation factor activity; ribosome binding. Lineage: Eukaryota; Metazoa; Mollusca; Bivalvia; Venerida; Veneridae. The transcript has 4 exons. The record is from RefSeq and is a predicted model, not a curated record. Gene Ontology annotation, biological process: positive regulation of translational elongation; positive regulation of translational termination. The coding region runs from base 112 to 474 and encodes 120 amino acids.
UGAUGACGUCAUGGCUGAAAUGGAGUCUGGUGACGCCGAGAUGUCUCUGACCAAACCAGUGAAAGCCUCAGCUCUGCGUAAGAAUGGUUACGUGAUGCUUCACGGAUUUCCAUGCAAGAUUGUCGAUAUGCUUACAUCAAGGCCAGGGAAGCAUGGGCAUGCAAAGAUUCAUUCGUCGGCAUUGACCUUGUGACCGGCAAGAAAUAUGAAGACAUCUCGCCAAGCACACAUACAAUGAAAGUGCCUAUCUCCGACCGCAAGGAAUAUCUGGUGGCUGAUAUGGGACGUGAUGGUAUUCUAGCGCUGAUGGAUGACGGCGGAUAUGUACGUCAUGAUAUAAGCGUUGAUGACGUCGACAUCAGGAAAAACAUCGCCGAUAAACUGGCUAAACAGGAGGACCAAGAUGUCAUGGUGACCGUGUUGAAGGUGUUGGACAAAGAACUUGUCAUGGCCGUAAAAACUGGAGUAAAGUAGACGAUUUACCGGCAAAUCGUCACGUGACGGGGCUCUCCGAGACGAAUGAUGAGUUACAUACAGUCAACAUAUAAUUAUCUCAUGUAUUUAUUUCAACAUCUCUAUUGUUCAUAUAGAAUCACUUUUUCCCUGAUUUAGUUUUAUGGGCUGGUCGUUUUUUAAAUUUGAACCUACCCGUUAUAUUUUUCGGGUAAUGUAUAAUCAUAAAAAUAUUAAAAUUGGCAUUGGUACAGCCAGAGACAGUUAAAAUAUACUCACAAGAGUUGCCGUUCUUAGACUGACUAUGUGUCAAAGAACCACAAAUCUGGAUACAAACUAUACUAUGAUUCAAUGCAAUUCAAUGCAAUUUAUUUGGACAACUGGUGUGUGUUAUAUAUAAUUUACAUUUUACAAAAAGCGUGUCCAGUGUUCUAAAGGUUUAUAUAAUCCCGACGUGCAAGUUACUUUAAUCUAAGUGAGCACAUUCAAUUAAAUACAAGUAAAAAAAUCAUGAUUUGAUGCACACAAGAACUUUGAAUUUUUUUUUAUGCUUAUGAGUAAUUUGAAAUUGUUUGGAUAUCAUUCCACUUUUCUUGUUUCUGUUGAUCUUGAAAAAUAACGACUAAACCCAUUUUUUAUAUUGAUGUUCACUUCAGGAACAUUUUUGAUAAAAAAUGAAUCAGGUAAAAACUUUAUGAAAAUUUAUUUAAUUCAUUCAGGUGUUAACGAAAUAAUGGACAAACGAGAUGUUGAUAUUUAAUUUAUGUUCACGUACUUAUCAUUUACGGGUGAAUAAAAAUAAUUUAUGGUAAAAUAAGCUUAUCUUACCAUAGUAAGGAGGCCCCGGUACGCCAUCAAACAUUUAGCAAAUACGAGUAGUAAACAUUGGUUAGAUUCGCAAAAUAUUUAUGACAGAUAUUGGACUAUUGCCUCGUGUUUUGAGCAGCUAAUUGGGAAUCUGAUUGGUUACAUACAUGUAUGUUUAUCAGCUUAGAUAGUUAUGUUUAUCAGUGAUUUGUUAGAAAUGUUUAUCAGUCGGAUAUUUUCAUGUUCGAUUAACCAUUGAUCAUGUUUGAAAAUGACUACUAGUAUUCUGUAACGUUAAAGGAACUCCACUGAGGUCUAAUAGCCUAAAAACAUAAAAUUUGAAAUUUUUCAUAAAUCAAAUGGGGACAAUAUAAUAACGAAUAUGUAAAUAUACUCUGUAUAUUAAAUUGAUAAUCGACUUUUGAUGUCAUAUUUUGGCCGAUUUGAGUGAAAAACGUGGCAGCCUUUUUCAAUUUUGGUCCAUUUUCGCUUUAAAAUUCUUAAUCUCUGGGAAGCAGAGUGGGCGAAAGAUCUGUAAUUUUGUACACGAGUUAUUUGUCCAAACCUAUAUAUCAAGUUGUACAAAAAUAUUGAAGAAAUAUUGUCAAAAACCUCAGUGGAGUCCCUUUAAAGGAAGUUAAAGUUUCCAUGUGCGAUUGAAAGGGUGAUUUUUCUCCGGUUGUGAAAUUAUUUUCAGCUUUAUACUUAUACUAUUCUGUAAUUAAUUAUUUGCGCAUUUUCCGUUCAAACGAUUUACGUUUAGUCAAAUCAACAAUGGAAAAACAACAGCAACAAAACCAUUUCCGAUUUAUAUUUCUACUUGUUUUUCAGAAAUUGUAAUGUCUUUUUUUCUCGGCAUUAUGUCACUUCAAGUUAGAAGUACAAAAAUGUUCUGUACCAAGAGUUACCUUUCAUUAUUCAUGAGUUUUCUAGAGAGUUAAGGGACUUGAUUUUGUG